Messenger RNA from Aspergillus nomiae NRRL 13137, 1280 nucleotides. RefSeq names its product DUF1774 domain-containing protein. The coding region runs from base 38 to 910 and encodes 290 amino acids. The transcript is spliced from 5 exons. Lineage: Eukaryota; Fungi; Ascomycota; Eurotiomycetes; Eurotiales; Aspergillaceae. The record is from RefSeq and is a predicted model, not a curated record.
ACUAUUCGAUACGGCUACUAAUAGUAGUACGACGGUGAUGGCUUCUUAUAAUCCAUUCGCCCGGCAAGAGUCGCACGGAUCCUAUUCCCUGGGGUCCUACCGUCUGCUGGUGCCUUUGUCGUGGUUGCUGGUGGUGGUGGUCGGGAUCUACUAUACCGUCCAUGCACCCGAUGUCAAACACGGUCAUGCCAUCUUCAACCAGGCCAACCACCAUAUCACGCCUUUCAGUCAGAGCACAACGGUCACUGGCAUUUACUGGAUCCUUCUCCUAAUCUUCCAACUCAGCUAUGUCUACCAUCUUUUCCAUAAAGAUGCCUCGAUUGUGACGGCAACCGCCAACGUGGGUGCGCAUUUUAUUCUGAAUAACCUGUUCAUCUUCGCCUGGAUCCUCCUCUGGACUCGGGGCCACUUCUGGGGUUCCGAGGUUAUCUUGAUGGCCCACUUGGUCAAUCAGCAUACGGCGUACUGGCGACACCGCGCGUUGCCCCCACUGGUACAUUUGUCCGCCAUCGCAGGGCCCUUUGCCUGGACGCUGAUGGCGCUGUUCUGGAACGGUGCCGUCGCCGUGCAUAGCAACUCGCUGCCGGCGAGGAUCGUCGCGAAUGUCUUCAUCUGGGUGAUCUUCGUCAUCGGGACAACCCAUAUUACAGUGGGGCAGGACGAUCUCCUCGGCUACUGCUUGAGUUUCUUGUUUCUCGGAUUGGCACUGAAGCAAAUUGCCGUCAAAACCAUUGCCCUGCAGUGGAUUUUUGCCUUUGUGAUCUUCGCGGUCUUCCUGGCGGAGUCGUUCUAUAUCACUGGCACGAAAUAUACCGGGCGCGACGUUUUGUUCCGCAAACUCACCCACCCCGAAACCGCGGAUCGCGAACGAGAACCGCUGCUCAAUGAGCAGUCAGAAGCGGCGGCCUGAGAAUGGGUCACCCACCAAGCCCUUGGUCCCACGACGGUGCUGCCAGGAGUCAUUUGAAAUCGGGACCCCAAAUUGACCUGUUUUGUUUUUCUGUUCGGCUGAAACUGGGCGGAUGCAAUCGGAAUUGGACGAUUGCUGCACGGAGUCUGGAUCUCCACUUUUUGUUCCACUUGAAUUCAGCUCCUUCGUCAUGGCUUGCGCUGGAAAUUGAUCGACUCCAAAUCAGGAGUGCUGUAAUAUGUGAUGGUGAAUGUUGAAUUAACUAGUUUCGUGGAUCUGGCAUGAGGUUGUUUGAUUUAUCUAUCUAUUGAUUUAGUUGUGGUCACUGCCGCCGCUAAAGCAUUUCAAUCUAAUCAGGUGCUCCACCCGU